AUGGAUGAUAUUGUUGAGAAUGGGGGUGAACGAAGGUCAGCCACUGAACCAUCUACUCCUUUGAGGAAUAUCGUUACGACUGAUAGCCAGUCUGGAAAUUAUACCAACCCAACUCAUUCAACUAGCAUACACUUACCUCCCAAUGAAUUGACAGAAGUAACGAAGAGAUUAAGUCAACAGUUUAGAUCAUCCAUAAUCAGACCUAGAUCUAGAACAAGAGUGCGACAAUCCACUCCUGGAAGAGAUAAACAAUUAACACCCACCAGAAGUAAUGGUAACAGAAGAGCCAGUGAAGUAAUUAGAAGAAGAAGAUCAUCUAUGAUUACCGAUAAAGGUGAAGUAGUGUACGGUUCUGAAUAUGCUGGUCCUAUAACUAUAGAUUACUUAAGGUUCUUCUGUAAGGUGGUCAUAAAACAACAAGAACAUGAUAUCCAUGAGAAAGAAUCAAAUGUGGAAGAGGAUCAUUUCCUGCCUCAGGUUCCAAAAUAUUCACCUCCCAAGAACAAUUCGUUUGAACUGCCAUUUAUAGAUGCAGACUCGACCCCAAAACCUACGACUGACUUUGAUCAAUCAUUACCAUUACCAUCAUCUACUGAAAAGGUACUUAAAUCCCCAUUUCAAAUUUUAUCUAACUUAGAUGACUCUGGAAAUUUUACUCCCACCAACACAAGAAGGAAAAGUUCCAAUCUAAGUUACUCUACUGAUAAAGAAAAUGGAGAGGUUGCUAGUAAACCAUUAUCAUACUUGGAGAAAAUCCUUUUAUCCAAGAGAUUGAAAAGAAAGUCUGAUACUAUCAAACCUAUUGAAAAUUCAGUUUUACAACCACACGAACAAGAAAUUUACUCCCCAGUUAAAAGUGAAUUCAUCAUACACUCAGAUAGAGAGAACAAAGAAGUAUCCCCAUCUGUAUUGGACGACCAUCAUCAUUUACCAAUCUCUGCUAUGGAUGCCCAAUCUGAGGAGAUGGACUUUCAUAUUGCUUACGAUGUAUUAGAGAACCAGGUUCAAGAUUUUAAUGACGAUAUAGAUGACCAUGAUAUAGAGAGAGAUCAUAUACCUGGCCUUACACAUACAAAUGACGUACCUGAGUCACCAGUUCAAGUUCAUGAUCAAGUACAAUUACCUAUUAGUCCAAUGGUUACUCCUCAAAAUGCCGGUGUCGAUUUCAAUAAUGGGUUCUAUCCUGAAGCAAUAAUCCAAGAAGAAUUCACUAUGCAAGAUGAGCCUGGUAAUUAUUCAGAUUUAUUAGAGAGAGAUGCUUCAAUUGAAGCAGAUGGAGGAUCUUCUGAAGUAGAUGCCGUCGAGGGCGACAAGCUCAUAAAGAUUCCCACUAUUAGAAGUUCCACCGUUAGAAGUUCAAAAUCUUUAUUACCUUUACUGUCAGUAAAGAAUUUGGUGAAGUCGAUCCGAAUCCAUGCCUCUAGAGAUGACCACACAAACCGUAUAACAAAGAAGCAAAAGGUUUUGAAAACAAUCCCUCAAGAUGUCUAUCAAAAUAUCCAAGCAAAAUCAGAUCAAUUUUUGAAAUCCCUUCUACUGGAUUUGGAGGCAUAUUCUCAUCAUAGAUCGAAUGGGAAGUCAUCACAGAUAAACAUGAAGGAUAUCCUGUUAUACCUAAAUAGAAUCAAGUUUGCUGGAAAAACUGGUUCAAGGGAUUCAGAGAUCAACAAAAUAUCGGUACUUGCUCAAAACUUUCUUCCACUUGAAUUAUUAUUACAACUUAAUAACAGCUUAAAUGGUCAAUUAGAAAGAACUUCAAAUGACGACGAUGAAGAUGAAGAUAUGUAUGAUGACAAUCUGUAUGAUGACAGUGUCUGA
Molecule: messenger RNA, 1818 nt
Organism: Scheffersomyces coipomensis
Lineage: Eukaryota; Fungi; Ascomycota; Pichiomycetes; Serinales; Debaryomycetaceae
Exons: 1
Coding region: 1-1818 (605 amino acids)
Molecular function (GO): protein heterodimerization activity
Source: RefSeq, a predicted model, not a curated record